AUGAUUGAUGGAGACCUAUUCAGGAAAAACAUCAAAGAUGACCUACUCUUAAGGUGUGUCAGUAAGAAAGAAGCCAUGAAAGUAAUGGGAGAGACCCAUGAAGGGAUAUGUGGUGCUCACCAAGCUGGAAUAAAAAUGAAGUGGCUGAUUAGAAGGUACGCUUAUUCCUGGCCCGAGAUGCUUAAAGAUUGUAUCACAUAUGCCAAAGGAUGUCAAGCAUGUCAAAGGCAUGGGCCAAUCAAUAGGGCCCUGGCGAUUGAGUUACAGCCAAUCAUAAAACUAUGGCCUUUUAGAGGCUGGGUUAUGGAUUUGAUAGGGAAAGUUUAUCCACCUUCUUCUAAACAACAUUGUUUUAUUAUUGUGGCAACUGACUACUUUACCAAGUGGGUCGAGGCGGUGCCCAUGAAGUCAGUGCACCAGGAAGAUGUGAUUCGGUUUAUCAAGCAACAUAUUAUUUAUAGAUUUGGGAUCCUAGAAUCAAUCACAACUGAUCGAGGUUCAGCCCUCGUUGCCAAAGAAGUGCAGGCAUUUGCAGCAGAGUACGGGAUCAAGCUCCUAAACUCAACCUCGCACUUUGCACAAGGAAAUGGUCAAGCCGAGUCAUCUAAUAAGACGCUAAAAGGCAUCAUUAAAAAAAUAGUGGAAGAUAACCCCAGGGUGUGGCAUAAACUGUUAUCAGAAGCACUUUGGGCAUAUAGGACUUCUCAACGGUCAAGCAUAGGUGUGACUCCAUUCAUGCUCACUUAUGGUCAUGAUGCAGUUUUGCCUAUGGAAGUGACUGUACGGUCAAUGAGAUUUGCAUUGCAAAACAAUUUGACUUCUGCGGAAUACAGUGAAUCUAUGUUGAUCGAAUUGGAAGACCUAGAUGAAGUGAGGUUAAGAGCUCUCGACCAUAUACAAGUUCAAAAGAGGCGAGUAGCAAGGGCAUAUAAUAAACGUGUUAGGGCCAAAUCCUUCGGCGAAGGUGACUUGGUUUGGAAGACUAUCCUCCCAAUAGGUGUGAAUGAUCAAAAAUAUGGAAAAUGGUUGCCAAAUUGGGAGGGGCCAUUUAUAGUUUACAAAGUCUUAAAAGGAGGCGCAUAUCAUUUGCAAGAUCUCGAUGGGGAGAUACACCCUCAGCAAAUUAAUGGCCGAUACUUAAAAACUUAUUAUCCUACAAUGUGGGAGACAAUGGAGAAUGAAGCCAAAGAUGGUUAA
This is a messenger RNA of Cornus florida, 1197 nucleotides long. RefSeq lists its product as uncharacterized. Gene Ontology annotation, molecular function: nucleic acid binding. Bases 1 to 1197 code for a protein of 398 amino acids. Gene Ontology annotation, biological process: DNA integration. The record is from RefSeq and is a predicted model, not a curated record. NCBI's taxonomy places the organism in Eukaryota, Viridiplantae, Streptophyta, Magnoliopsida, Cornales, Cornaceae. The transcript has a single exon.